AUGGCGGGCCAAAAUCCAUUGACGCCUAAAAUCACACUUGAUACAUCAAAUAUCUCCGAUUACCCUGAAGAAUCACCUUCGCCUACCUCCCGGCCAACAGGUUAUAGGAUAGGACAGAGUAUGCCCACACCUCCCCAGACGGCGGUAGAUGAAGGGUCAUAUUUAUCUCCAACGACUCCUGAUCGCAAAUAUGCGUUCGACGGUUCGACACUGAAUUCCAGGUCUGGGUCAAUACAGUCGGACGACGCUGCGACACGAAUCCGAUCGAAUUCGGGAAUUUCGGCAACUUCUUCUGCCACCUACUACUCGAAAUCUAGCCUUGAAUAUGAACCUCCCGAGGAGGCGUUGAAACCCGACCAUGGCAACGAGAAAGACUUCCAGGUCACGAAUAACCCUUUUGCAUUCUCGCCUGGCCAGCUCAACAAGCUAUUGAACCCUAAAUCGCUAUCUGCGUUUAAAGCUCUCGGAGGGCUAAGGGGCCUAGAGAAAGGCCUUCGAACCAACAUUACAGCUGGCCUAUCCGUUGACGAGAUGCAAGUUGACGGGCAAGUAUCAUUUGAGGAAGCUGUAUCAGCUGAGACAGAGAAAGUGUUCUCAGAUGUUGUUUUAAACCAGAGGACAUCACCGGUUGCAGCCGAAGCGACACCCGCGAAAGAUCACUUUGUGGAUCGACUCCGCGUUUUUGGAGACAACCGUCUUCCUGAACGGAAGCCCGCCGGGAUACUUGUGCUUAUAUGGAGGGCUUAUUGCGACAAGAUUCUCAUUCUCCUUACUAUCGCUGCCGUCAUUUCUUUGGCUCUCGGUAUUUAUGAGAGCGUCUCUGGAGAGUCGGGGGUCGACUGGGUUGAAGGCGUCGCAAUUUGUGUCGCCAUUAUUAUCGUUGUGACUGUUGGUGCGGCGAACGACUGGCAAAAGGAAAGACAAUUUGUCAAACUCAACAAGCGGAAAGAUGACCGGGAAGUCAAAGUUAUUCGGUCUGGCAAGUCCAUCCAAAUAUCGGUCCACGACAUCACUGUAGGGGAUGUCUUGCACCUCGAACCGGGCGACGCUAUUCCUGCUGAUGGGGUUUUCAUCUCCGGACAUGGCGUCAAAUGCGACGAGUCUUCCGCAACCGGAGAAUCAGAUCAAAUGAAGAAGACUCCUGGCGACGAAGUCUGGCAGCGGAUUCAAGACGGCACUGCUACCGCGAAACUGGAUCCCUUUAUCAUCAGCGGGUCUAAAGUCCUCGAAGGUGUUGGAACGUACCUCGUGACCAGCGUUGGCAAGAACAGCUCAUACGGCAAGAUUCUGAUGAGCUUGCAGACCGAGAAUGAGCCAACACCGCUACAGGUCAAGCUCGGCAGGCUUGCCAACUGGAUUGGUGGACUUGGCUCAUCCGCCGCUGGUCUUCUCUUCAUGAUCCUGCUGAUCAAGUUCCUGGCCCAUUUGCCUGGUGAUUCACGACCUAGCGCCGCUAAGGCACAAGAGUUCCUGGACAUUUUGAUUGUCGCCAUCACCGUUAUCGUGGUCGCCGUCCCUGAGGGUUUGCCAUUGGCGGUAACUUUGGCCCUCGCUUUCGCCACUACAAGGAUGUUGAAAGAGAACAAUCUCGUCCGGGUGCUUCGUGCUUGUGAGACCAUGGGCAAUGCGACCACCAUCUGUUCGGACAAGACUGGCACACUCACCCAAAACAAAAUGACCGUGGUUGCAGGAACCGUGGGCCCUUAUGAAAGGUUUGCCUCGACUCGCACGGAACAAAAUUUGGGCGCGACUCCCACCGCAACCAUGUUGGGAAGACUCAGUGCCGAAGUCAAGGAGUUGCUUCGACUUUCCGUCAGCCUUAACAGCACUGCUUUCGAGGGCGAGGAGAAGGGCGUCCCGACUUUCAUUGGAUCCAAGACUGAGGUGGCACUUCUCACGCUUGCGAAUGACCACCUUGGCCUGGACAAUCUCGCAGCCGAACGGUCGAGCUACAAAGUCAAACAACUCAUUCCCUUUGAUUCCUCAAGAAAAUGCAUGGGUAUCGUCGUCAAGGUCAAUGGGGGCUACCGUCUACUUGUCAAGGGUGCAGCCGAACUCAUGCUUGCACGAGCUACCAAGGCCAUCUCUAACAUCUAUGAAAAGCAUUAUGACGUGGUUGACUUAUUAGAAGAGGACAAGGAAGCCAUCAGCAGGACCAUCGAAGACUACGCCCAGCACUCGCUUCGAACAAUUGGCAUGUUGUACAAGGACUAUACACAAUGGCCCCCUGAGGGCGCCAAGGUUCUGGAGGAAGACCCCAAAGCGGCCGAUUUCGAAGACAUUUUCCACGAAAUGGUCUGGAUAGGCGUCGUCGGUAUCCAUGACCCACUCAGAGAAGGCGUGGUUGAGGCAGUGGCACAGUGCCAACGGUCCGGAGUCGUCGUUCGCAUGGUUACCGGCGACAACGUGACGACCGCCCGAGCCAUUGCUAAGGACUGUGGCAUCCUUCGUGAGGAAGAAGAUUGUAUCGUCAUGGAAGGCCCCAAGUUUCGGCAGCUCACGCCCGAUGCUAUGGAUGGGAUUCUGCCAAAGCUGCGUGUCUUGGCUCGAUCAUCCCCCGAAGAUAAACGCAUCCUCGUCGGUCGGCUGAAGCAUUUGGGCGAGACGGUGGCAGUGACUGGUGACGGCACAAACGACGGACCUGCCCUGAAACUGGCCGAUGUUGGCUUCAGCAUGGGCAUCGCCGGUACCGAAGUCGCGAAGGAAGCUUCUUCUAUCAUCUUGCUCGACGACAACUUUUCCUCUAUCAUCACCGCGCUCAUGUGGGGACGUGCCGUCAAUGAUGCGGUGAAGAAAUUCCUACAGUUCCAGAUCACCGUCAACAUUACGGCUGUCGUGUUAACUUUUGUCUCUGCUGUGUCCAACGACGAAAACCACUCAGUGCUUACCGCCGUGCAGCUGCUCUGGGUCAAUCUCAUCAUGGACACAUUGGCCGCCCUGGCUCUGGCCACCGAUGCCCCGACCAAGAAGAUCCUUGACCGUCCACCGCAGCCGAAAUCGGAGCCUCUCAUUACGAUCAACAUGUGGAAGAUGAUCACCGGCCAGGCGAUCUACCAACUCGUGGUUACCUUUGUGUUGUACUUUGCCGGCAUGUUCAUCUUCAGUUACAACGAAAGCCAACGUACAGAGUUGAACACCAUUGUUUUCAACUCGUUUGUGUGGAUGCAGAUAUUCAAUCAAGUCAACAAUCGACGAUUGGACAACAAGUUCAACAUCUUUGAAGGCAUCCAUCGUAACUACUGGUUUAUUGGCAUCAACUGCAUCAUGGUUGGCGGUCAGGUCAUGAUUGUUUUUAUCGGCGGCAAAGCUUUCAGCAUCACACGUCUCGACGGCGCUCAGUGGGCCAUCUCACUGCUCACCGCUCUGCCUUGUUUGCUCUGGGGCGUGCUGGUAAGAUGUUUUCCGGACAAGUGGUUUGGAGUCGUCUUCAAUGGUGCGGUCGGUGGCGUGGCAAUUGUGCUCCGGCCGAUUUGGAGAGGUCUUCGCUUCAUCUUUCACCCUGUCGCGCAGAUGGUUCGGGCCAUAGCGCGCUUUUCCGGACGUACGAUGCGCAGAAUCAGUGGUAAGUCGGCUAGCGAAGAGAAGGAAGAAGAAGGUGAACACAUUCACAUCGACGAUGAUAAGGGGCGCACGUCAACCAGAAGAGCCGGCGAGAAAGCGCCUGCAGUUGAUGAAGAGACCGGGAUAUCCUCAGAGCCAGUGUCCGAACUCAAGCCUCCGCAGAACAAUGGCAGCGCAAGCAGCAAUGCUUUGGGCAACAUACCGAUCCCCUCCGUGGCGGUUACGGGACCUACCUGA
Molecule: messenger RNA, 3798 nt
Organism: Exophiala dermatitidis NIH/UT8656
Lineage: Eukaryota; Fungi; Ascomycota; Eurotiomycetes; Chaetothyriales; Herpotrichiellaceae
Product: Ca2+-transporting ATPase
Exons: 3
Coding region: 1-3798 (1265 amino acids)
Biological process (GO): calcium ion transmembrane transport; intracellular calcium ion homeostasis
Cellular component (GO): membrane; intracellular membrane-bounded organelle
Molecular function (GO): P-type calcium transporter activity; ATP hydrolysis activity; ATP binding
Source: RefSeq, a predicted model, not a curated record